Molecule: messenger RNA, 7978 nt
Organism: Globicephala melas (long-finned pilot whale)
Lineage: Eukaryota; Metazoa; Chordata; Mammalia; Artiodactyla; Delphinidae
Gene: PPIL1
Product: peptidylprolyl isomerase like 1
Biological process (GO): protein folding; protein peptidyl-prolyl isomerization
Cellular component (GO): catalytic step 2 spliceosome
Molecular function (GO): peptidyl-prolyl cis-trans isomerase activity
Source: RefSeq, a predicted model, not a curated record
AGAACUUGCACUUUUCUCCGUCCUUGCGGACAGCUUGCUUUCGCCUUGCACCCCAGAUUCUCGUCCUUGGAGGUGGGGGUCCCUCCCCUUCCUCGUCUCAAGCACCCAAAUUUUGGCAUCGCUCGAGGUGAAUGGCGGGAACCGGAAGUGUGUGCAGCGGCGGCGGGUACCCGGCGAAUCGGGUCCCAGGCGAAUCGCCGGAAGUAACAAUUGCUACGGCAGGUUUCCCCCAGCUUAGCUAUGGCGGCGAUCCCUCCAGAUUCCUGGCAGCCGCCCAACGUAUACUUGGAGACCAGCAUGGGGAUCAUCGUGCUGGAGCUGUACUGGAAGCACGCUCCAAAGACUUGUAAGAACUUUGCUGAAUUGGCUCGUCGAGGUUACUACAAUGGCACCAAAUUCCACAGAAUCAUCAAAGACUUCAUGAUCCAGGGAGGUGACCCAACAGGGACAGGUCGAGGUGGUGCAUCUAUCUAUGGCAAGCAGUUUGAAGAUGAACUUCAUCCAGACUUGAAAUUCACAGGGGCUGGAAUUCUCGCAAUGGCCAAUGCCGGGCCAGACACCAACGGCAGCCAGUUCUUUGUGACCCUGGCUCCCACCCAGUGGCUUGACGGCAAGCACACCAUUUUUGGCCGUGUGUGCCAGGGUAUAGGAAUGGUGAAUCGAGUAGGAAUGGUGGAAACAAACUCCCAGGACCGUCCUGUGGACGAUGUGAAGAUCAUUAAGGCAUACCCUUCUGGGUAGACUUGCUGCACUCUUGGGCACACCCAGGUCUUCUGAGAUGGCCCCAGUGAACCAGUUUCCAGAUGACCUAGAAUGACACGUAACUGUAAACUGCAUUUUGGUCUUGCAAAUCUGAGGCGCUGAGGAGGCCUGGGGCCUUGGGUGAGUUAGAGAUGGAAGUGUAUUUUAAUAGGAUGCUUCUUUUCUCUUCCCCAGUGCCUGUGUUGACAGAGCAUUUGCAGAAAUGCCCAUGCGUGAUUGUUCACAGGUUACUGCUCACUGCAAAUGACCCAUACUGCUCCUUCUUGUGUGUAUCUGCUCUAUACACUUGGAACGAAAUGAAGCCAACUCUGUCAUUUUGCAGUGCCUAACCAGCCUCUUCUUGCAGAAAUUUAUAUUCUGGGCUACACUGCAGUCUUUGGUGGCUGACAGCCGUAGAAUUCAGAACCAAGUAGUGUCUAUCAGCCUUCUUAACUGUGUGCACCCCCUAUUUCAGUCCUUUGCCUUUGUUCUUCCAGGGAUUGUAUGCAUCCUAUAUAUAUUUUCCCUCUCAAAACCAGAACAUCAACACUGCUGUUUCUGACACUUAGACAUCCCACGCAAAGCCACAUUGAAUUUUUGCCAAGUGAAAAAUGCAUCCAACAAUCAAGUUUCUAAGAAUGUGUCAAGUGGGGAAUGAUAAUGUGUAAUAAUUGAGAAAUUAAUUUAUUAAAAAGAAGCAGAAGCAUUGACCAUUUUUUCCCCAGGAAGGAGUAGAAAUCUAUAGUGAGCAUACGGAAAGACUAUGAAUUCUUCUUAAAAAGCAGUAUCCUCAUAAAGGAGAAGCACCACUUAAGUUUUUUUUUUUUUUUUUUGCGGUACGCGGGCCUCUCACUGUUGUGGCCUCUCCCGUUGCGGAGCACAGGCUCCAGACGCGCAGGCUCAGCGGCCGUGGCUCACGGGCAUAGCUGCUCCGCGGCAUGUGGGAUCUUCCUGGACUGGGGCACGAACCCGUGUCCCUUCCAUCGGCAGGCGGAUGCUCAACCACUGCGCCACCAGGGAAGCCCACCACUUAAGUUUUUUAACCUAAGACUUUAGAGAAACUAGAUAAGAGAUUUUAUAUAUAUAUUUUUUAAUCUUUCUGAUUUUUUUAGGGAGGGGGCGGUGAGAGAAAGGAAGUUAAUACCUAUGGAAUACAUAGAACUUCCAAAAUAAAAUGCCAUUGAUGGUUGAAAUCACUGCUGUAGUUUGAUUUUAAAUAUUGUAAGAGGUUCUAACAGCCAUUUGGACCUCUGAACCCUUUCAAGUAGUAUUGCAGGACUGAUAUUCAAGUUUUCAUAUCAUUUUAGGUUUUUGCAUCUCUAGUAGACUUCUCCCAUCCAAUAGUAGGUUUGACUUUAAAAAAGCAACACCAAAGAAAGAAGUAAGUGAUGUUGAUUAGCAUUUCUGAGUGAGGGGGAAUCCCCUGUAGAUUAACCAAGUGGAUGUGCUGAGAGACCUGAACCAUUCCCUGAACUUGGAAGAGAUACACCUGCAUGUCAUCACAAGCCCAGAGGCAAAAUGUGUUGUGGUGUUUGUUUUCUUUUUUUUUUUUGCGGUACACGGGCCUCUCACUGUUGUGGCCUCUCCCAUUGCGGAGCACAGGCUCCGGACGCGCAGGCUCAGAGGCCAUGGCUCACGGGCCCAGCCGCUCCGCGGCAUGUGGGAUCUUCCCGGACCGGGGCACGAACCCGUGUCCCCUGCAUCGGCAGGGAGACUCUCAACCACUGCGCCACCAGGGAAAGCCCCAUUGUGUUUGUUUUCUUAAAUGGGUAGUAUGUUGAUUGAAAAGGGGAUUAUAGCUUAACUGUUCAUCCUUAUCACUCUACAUAUUUUGGAAAUGGUGAUUUACUUUAUGGAAUGGCCAAACAAGGUUCUGUUCCCCAAGCCUUCCCCAUGUUCAGCCUCUUUCUCCAUCUUUCUGUCUCUCUUCUCUGAAAAACAAAAAAGCAGAACCCAUCAACAAACUAUAUAAAUGACUUUGUAACCUCCCAGAGAUGGUUUUGGGGUAUAGAGUACUAUUCUGGGAAAAUAGAAAUACAUUUCUUUCAGCCUGGACUGGGUGGACAUAAUUGGACCCACCUCUAGGAGCAAGGAAUAAGACACUCAACCACUGACCUUCCAGAAUUAUAAUCCUGAAAAUCCCUGCUUUCACCCAGGUCAUUGAGAGAGGUGGAAACGUAUUAUCGCUACUUUGAGAAGUAAAGAAGGUUGUGAUUACACUGGGAAGAGCUACACAGGCACAGCUCCUUGUUUCUGGAUAAUAUACCAAAUGUAUGCCAAGGUGAUCACACAUGCAACAUAUGCCAGUUUUCAUAAAGGAUGUGACCUCAAAGAGUAAAACUUGAACUGUUUCAGUUUCCAGUGAUUCUGCCAGUUAGCCAGAGAUAUAGAAAUUCCUGACUCUGUGUAAAGGGAGCUUGUGUAAAAGGAAUCCUGGUUGAUCCCUUUGUCAUACGAGUGUCUACACCCUCUCUGGAAAAGUACAGUUAUGACAAGUCUUGUGGAAGUGGGGUGUGCUAGGGCACAGAUAGCUCAUUUCAGUCACAGCUCAAAUAGAUCAAGGUGAAGGUAGGUUACACAGAGAAUGCAGGAUGAGUUUGUAACUUAGGUGGAGAUUAAUGAAGAUAGGUUGUGGGACUGUGAGAGCUAAUCAAGGGACAGGAGAUAUAUAGCUUUGGUGGGAAGGGUAGGAGAUUCCAGACUUUUUAGAGAAGGCUUGAAGUUGGGAGUAGAUAAGCCAACGAAAGAAGCCUUCAAACAACUGCCCAUGGGAUGGGUUAGAAGUUUGGUACCCAGACUGGAAAGUGCGUGGCCCCCAAGGGUCUUAGCCCAGGGCUUCUCACUCUUUGCCACACUCAAGAAUCACUGGGGAGCCUGCUAGAAAGCAGAUCCAGAUUCAGCAUCCGACUAGAGAUUCUGGGUUUCUAACCAGCUCCCAGGAGAUGGUGACUGCUGGUCCAGAUACUACACUUUGAGUGGUGAGAGCCUAAAGGUCAUGUUUGUCAACGUGAAAUUGGGGUGGGGAGUGGUUCCUAGAGCAUGGAGCAAUCAGGACAGUAACCUUUUCUUCUGCCUCCUAGACCAGUAGUGGUCUUAGAAAACGGAAGGGGUUCAAAGCUCUUGGCUUUGGCUGCUAAGAUUGAGCUUUAAGAAACAAUGCUCUUCCACCUUCCGUUCUCAUUUAGUACACCGCGGACAUCAGGCCAUGUGUGACACUAAGAUCCUGUGAGGGUACCAGAGGGGGUGAGAUGGUAUGGUUCAGUAGAUAUCACAGAAAUUCAGGGGAGAGAGAGGUCAUCAGCAAUUAUGACAUUGAGGAUAAAGGGCUCUGGAACCAGACUGCCAGAGUUCAGAGCCCAGCUUCACUGCUUAGCAGCAGUGUGAUGAACUAUUAAUAGUUUCUUAAUCUCUCUGUGCCUUAGUUUCCUCAACUAUAAAAUGAGGAUAAUGGUCCUAACCUCAUAAGGCUAUUGUGAAGAUUAAAUGAGCUAGAGCAGGUACUUAGAACAGGGACCAGCAUUUAGGAAACAGCUGUCCUUAUUACCGGCGGCCCUCGAAGCCACCACAUACUUCUGCCUUUUCACACCAACGUUUCAGCAGCCUGACCUUGCACACCUCUCCCUCCCGCUGGGCUAACCUCUGAGAGCAAAAGCCCUUGUCUUAUUCCCCUCUGGGAGUUCUCUUAGCACCUUAUGCAAUUCUUUGAGGUUAUUGCUGAAUAAAUGAAAUUAAAAAUUGUUCUCUGUCAGGAAAAGAUUUGAGAUCCAUUUGCAGAAAUAAUAGCAUUACCCCAAGUCUCCAAACCCAGGCUUUAGCUGGUAUGGUAGCAAAGCCUUUCCACUAAGCCCUGUGGAAGUCCUCAGCUUGAUUUAUUUUUGGACUGUGUCUCCAGAAUAUGUCAAAAUAGCUUUCCCUGCACAAGGGAAACGAUUCCUACCCUCAGAUCCUCGAGCCAAUCUGAGCUGUCACCGUGGCCCCUUCUGGCACUACAUUCUUGCAACGUGUGGAGGAGGAAACAUUGAAGAGCACAUUUGUUUAAGUGGCAGAGUUUACUGCCUACAAAGCACUUCAUGGCCUCAGAGCCCUGUUGCCUGUAGGGUAGAUUACUAUUUUUCCGGUAAAUAUCGGAUAGGGAUCUUCCAGCAACAUUUUUUUUACAGAUAAAAGAGGGGAGAAAAACAACAAAAAAAAGAAGCAAAGUAUAGGGGAAGAAAGCAUGUUAGGGUCUCACUCUAAGGCCGGCUUGGUCUGAUUUUGAAAAAUGGGUCCUUAUUUGUUCUUCCAAGUAGGUAAUCCAUGAUCCCUAACUGUCUGAAACCACAGAUGGCCAGUUUUGGGUCAGGUUUGUGGACAGUGAGAUGUGAGGCUUUUGUGUGACCUUGGGUGAAUCACUUUACCUCUGAAACUUGGUUUUCUCAUUCAUCAAACGAAGAUCAGAGCAAGGCCCCAUUAGCCCUAAAUUUCUGAAUCUAGGUCAUUCUGAGAAGAUUCCUUCAGCUGCCGAAUUUCCAUUUAGAAUGCUGUUUUGGAAAUUUGCCACUAGAGGCCAGUGUGAAUACAGUUUAGCCUUGCAGCUUCUUCAAACGGCAGAUGCCUACCAAUGCCUUUUCAUGAUUCUAAGCCAGGCCUGGCACCCCUUGGGUGUGGAAAACCAGCAGCUGCUCAGACUGAGUGGGGCCAGAAUUGAGACAUCAGCCUGGCAUUGAAAAGGCCUGGGAAGACUCUGUCGGCACAGGCCCGCCAGCCCUCUUUCCUGUCUACUGGACUAGACGGAGGAGAAGCCCUCCGUGCAUGGUGAGGGUGCUUGAGCCCCUGUGCCCGGGGCCUGGUUCUGUAGCAUGCCUCAUUGUAAAGAGCCAGCUCCCUCUUAGCCACUUAAUAUUGCACUUUACAGUUGAAGCCAUUCAUUCAGCAAGUAAUCUUGGAGCCCCUCUUUUAGGUCCAGCAAUAGCAAAUAUUUUCAGAGUCAACCAGAAGGAACCUUAGAGGACUUCCCUGGUGACGCAGUGGGUAAGAAUCCGCCUGCCAGUGCAGGGGACACAGGUUCGAGCCCUGGUCUGGGAAGAUCCCACAUGCCGUGGAGCAACUAAGCCCGUGCGCCACAACUGCUGAGCCCACGUGCCACAACUACUGAAUCCCGUGCUCCUAGAGCCUGUGCUCAGCAACAAGAGAAGCCACCACAAUGAGAAGCCUGCUCGCCGCAACUAGAGAAAGCCCGCAUGCAGUAACAAAGACCCAAUGCAGCCAAAAGUAAAUAAGUGAAUAAAUUUAUUUUUAAAAAAAAGAACCUUAGAAGAAAUUAUUGCCCUUUCUCUGUUCCAUGGUCUGUGGAAGCUUCUUAUAUGUAUUUUUCUCUUAAUCUCCAAAGCCAUCUUCUGUGGUUGGCAUUAUUAUGCCCAUUUGCAGGUGAGCAGACUGCGGACCAAAGACAAGUAGCACUGAGCCUUGUACAAAGUGAAUGAAUGUAUGGAAUAACAGGCCCAGUGUUGCAGGGCUAGUAAAAGGCAUGUCUAGGACUUGAACUUGAGAACUUCUGAUCCCAAGUUUAGCCCUUUUAUCUCUACCUUUGAUGUACAGAGGAGGAAGAUGAGGUGCAGAAAAAGAGAAUGAUCUGGUGGCAGGGUAGGCAUUAGGACCCGAAACUCCUGCCUUGCAGUCUCUCCAUCCUAGAGCAUCCUCAGCCCAAGCUGGCUGGGAGGCUCCAGCCUUAGUUAUCUCCAAGACCCUUCUAAGCAGAGCCUGCCAAGGCACAGCAGGAGGGGAGAAGGAGGGAGGGAGGAAAGGAGCACAAAUGACCCUAAUCAGUGUGUUUAUUGGAUCAUAACUGUAUUAGCCUCACCACUCAGCUAAUCUCAUAGACUCACUUUCCUCUUUGUGAGGAUCUGGCCACAGCUCCAUUAAAAGCUGCUGGCCUGAGUACCUGUGAGGAAGCUCUUGUACAGCAGAGGUGGUGGGGAAGGAGGGAGAAAGCAAUAUUUCUACUUCCUCGUUAUGCUGACGGGGAAAACGGCCAUUUCACAUUCACUGUAUAAGGAAAGCCCCCAAGGAAAGGGAGUCCAAGGUUCACAACUGUCUUUGGAAACAUUCAGCUCUAAGAGAAAAUGUUCCCUUUGUGCCUCCCCUUUUUGAAAGCAUUUGUGAUACUUUAAGAGAAAACGAGAAGGGAAGAAACUCAUGUUUGGGGAACAUACCACAUGCCAGGUGCUUUACAUGUAUUAUUCCAUUUAAUCCUCUGAAGGCCUGUGAACAAGACAUCAUAAUGUCCGUUUCAUAGAUGAAUCCGUUUCAUGGAUGAAGCUCCACGUCAGAUGGCUGGGUUUUGGCAGAGCUGAGCUUCAGGCUUGGGGUCUGCUGUCUCCCUCGGUCAUACCCGAAACUCCCACAGGAAUGGUUUCCAUACCAUUCUCUGCCCCCUCCUCCCUCCAGCUCAGAAAAUAUGGAAACUGGUUUUCGAGCCAGGUCAUUGUGUAACCUUGGCAACUUCCUUGAGCCAUAGUUUUUCCAUCUAUGGAAUGAGAAGGCCAGACUUGGUUUCUCUGGUCUAAACCUGGGCAAUUUUAUGAUGGUAUUUUCUUGCAGCACAUUCUCAUCUAAUUGGACUCUUAUACCAGUUUGGAGGGGAUGGGCGUAUGGGUAUCAUCAUCCCCAUUUUUUAAGCUAGGGGAACCUGAGAAGCAGAGAUAGAAUGAGGGGUUCAAGGUCAUAACAUGAAUGGUUGGAAUGGAGACAACCCAGCACUGCCUCUUGCCCCCAGGCAGGCGGGCAGGCGGCCUCUGAGAGGCUGUCAGCAGCAGCUCCCAAACCCUGACACCUGAGCCUCACCCUGGCUCCUGAUAGAAUUAUCAGAGAACUGGGGAACACAUACUUACUGUAAUCAGAGCAACUUUUCUUAGCUAGGGGUGGAGGAGGCAAGAUGUGAAGUGUGUCUGAUGAGCUCCUCUUGCAGUGCAGAGCCCAGAGUUAAUAAAACUCAGGGAAAUCACAUCAGGCAGCUGGAGAUGCAAGCAGACGGGCUCCAGGGGCAGGGCCACUGGGACUUCAGCUUCCACACAAAGCCAGGCUCGUGGCAUUUUGUGCACAUUUCAGUUUUCUUCAGCAGCCAGGCAGGCAGAUAAAAGCAGCUUGGCAUGAAAAUGAAUUUAGCGCUUGGGGAAAAAAAAAAAGAAUGUUUCACCCUUGGUGGCUUUUCAGACUGCCCAGUGCAGGUACAGCCAGGGGACAUGCUAAGGAGCAGCAG